Antechinus flavipes (yellow-footed antechinus) is the source of this 930-nucleotide messenger RNA. It is a transcript of the gene MMGT1, whose product is annotated as membrane magnesium transporter 1. The coding region runs from base 62 to 457 and encodes 131 amino acids. The record is from RefSeq and is a predicted model, not a curated record. The transcript has 2 exons. Gene Ontology annotation, cellular component: EMC complex; plasma membrane; Golgi apparatus. Lineage: Eukaryota; Metazoa; Chordata; Mammalia; Dasyuromorphia; Dasyuridae.
GCGUUGCCGUCGCAGUCACCAUCGUAGUUGCCGUAGCUGUUUCCUCGGUUCGUCGGGAAUCAUGGCGACUUCUCUGUGGAAAGGUCUGGUGGGGCUGGGCCUGUUCGCGCUGGCCCACGCCGCCUUCUCUGCUGCGCAACAUCGUUCUUAUAUGCGCUUAACAGAAAAGGAAGACGAAGAUCUGCCCAUCGAUAUCGUCCUCCAAACGCUGAUGGCCUUUGCAGUUACCUGUUAUGGUAUAGUCCAUCUUGCAGGGGAGUUUAAAGAUAUGGAUGCUACUUCAGAACUGAAAAAUAAGACACUUGACACAUUAAGGAACCACCCAUCUUUUUAUGUAUUUAAUCACCGCGGUAGAGUGUUGUUCCGGUCUCCAGAUAUGGUGUAUUCUUCCAACCAAGAUGCUUUGUUGUCGAGGUCUACAGUGAAGUUACGAAAACUUGAACCUCUGCGUCGUUAAAAUUAUUCAUGUUACAAUAACCCGGAAAACGGAGAUAUAAUAUCGGAGUUUGGGUAGAAUAAGCAGCUGAAGCAGAAAACGACAGCCCCAACAACCUGCAGAUGGCAGCAGCAGCUUGGCAGAGGAGAAGGCCCUGUUCCAUGUUGACAUGGUGCAGAGGGGAUGGAGCAGCUGCUAACAUGGAAUGGAAUGGCAGCAGCAUGGGGGACUCUGGGAGCACACUGAGGAGACACAUAUGGAACUGAGAAGCAGAAGCACAGCUAUUUGCUGGGAGACAAAACCUGGAGACGUGUUCUAGCUAUAAUGCAACCUUCCUCAUCUUGGAGUUCCAUUUGUAUUCCCUUCCCCACCAGAGUGGAAAUCGGAGAUAGUGUACUUUGUGUGUAUGAAGGGUGGGGCUGAGAUUGAUUCUACUACUUUAUUUUCCCUUAUUUUCUUUGCUUUUCUUUUCCAAUUAAAUGCUUUGCUAUUUA